AUGCAACUGAUUUACGGUGGACAGCCAUUCAUCUUCGAGAAGACCUUAAAACUGUCUUCGGGAGAGGAGAAGCGCUUCUGGCGCUGCAACCAAUGGUGGAACCAAAAGUGUCGGUCCCGUGUCUUUACCAUCAACGAUGUUGUCUGUCCGCUUAACCGAUUUCACACGCACGAGGAGAUUGUGCGCCGAAAGAAGCGAGUGCGCCGCGUUCCACCGGUGGAGACGAUUGCCAAGGUGGUUGCUACAACCCCGAGGCAUCCGCAGCCGCAACAGCCAACCCAGCAACAACAAGAGAUCCAGAUGACCAGCGAUGCAAUUGCUGGAGCAAUACUGGACGACGAAUCCCCAGCCACAAUCGAUGUCAGCGAGUUGGGGAUGCACCUGAAAUACGAAGAAAUCGUAGCGGAUGUCACGGGCAUUGUGGGAGCCACGCGAGUGGUCAGCCGCAGGAAGUGAAGAUUGCUUUUUUUCUGAAGAAAUAUCGCAGGGUCAUUUUCCUUCUUUAUCAAAACUCAUGCUUAGAGUUUUCAUUUUUGAACUUGCCACGUCGAAACCCAAAAGCCAGACAGUUUUGAUGAAUUUAAAAAGGCUAAAUACAACUACUAGCCAAUAUUAACAUUUUUAUUAUAAUUUAAGAACAUAUAUUUAAACCAUUUUACUAAGUGUGAAGAAACAUAUUCCAAGGUUUCCUCCCUUUAUUUGUCAAAUUUUAUAAAUGCGUCAUGAUUUCUAAUGACAUUUUUGACACUUCUAGAUUACAUUCUGUUCCUUCUGUUAUGCCUUUAUUUAAACAAAAUUGACUUAGCUUACUUCCAUAAUUAAUAAUACAAAACUGCGUUUUAGGAGACGGACAAGCUAGCACUUAUGAUUCAGCUUAUAAACAAUUUAUUAUGUGUACAUUUAAUAAAAGUGACGUUCCCCAGUUCUACUUCACCAAGGGUCAGCGCGAGUCUGUGAAACUCAACUACAACGGUCAUAGUUACGUAAAGUUUAUGGAGAAUGGCCGCGGCACCAAGUGGAUCUGUGCCACCCGCUCCACCACAAAGUGCCGUGCUCGCAUCCGCACCACAAAAAACAACCGCCUGGAAGUACUGCAUGCGUCCCACAAUCACGACCUUCCACCGCAGAAGAAGGACCGCGGUCGAAUUCGUCAAAGUUUGAGAUCCAGAAAGUGAUUGGGAGUGUGACUGACUAUAGCCAACUUCAAACAGGGAGGUUUUCCCUUACUAUGCAAAUCUUUAUCAGUCAAUUUAAAAAUAGGUAUAGAUUAAAUUGGAAGUCAUUGAUUGUACUGAUACUGAA
Messenger RNA from Drosophila santomea, 1302 nucleotides. RefSeq lists its product as uncharacterized. The record is from RefSeq and is a predicted model, not a curated record. Lineage: Eukaryota; Metazoa; Arthropoda; Insecta; Diptera; Drosophilidae. The transcript is spliced from 2 exons. Bases 1 to 456 code for a protein of 151 amino acids.